AUGAGCUCAUGGGAUGUCGCUAGACUGACUGUAAAGUUGGGAGACCACAACAUCAGAACGAACUCUGAAAUAAACCACGUUGAAAAAAGAGUGAAAAGAGUCGUUCGGCAUAGAGGAUUCGACUCAAGGACACUGUACAACGACAUCGCCAUUCUGACAUUGGAUAGUCCUGUGGACUUCACACAACAAAUUAGGCCUGUUUGUUUACCCAAUGGCGGCAACGAUCACUCUGGAAAGACAGCAACGGUGAUUGGUUGGGGAAGUUUGAGAGAGAGUGGUCCUCAACCCGCUAUUUUGCAAGAAGUCAACAUACCUAUUUGGAGCAACAGGGAUUGCAAGCUGAAGUACGGACCUGCAGCUCCAGGGGGUAUUGUGGAACAUAUGCUGUGUGCUGGACAAGCCAACAGAGACUCUUGUGGUCCUCAACCCGCUAUUUUGCAAGAAGUCAACAUACCUAUUUGGAGCAACAGGGAUUGCAAGCUGAAGUACGGACCUGCAGCUCCAGGGGGUAUUGUGGAACAUAUGCUGUGUGCUGGACAAGCCAACAGAGACUCUUGUAGU
This is a messenger RNA of Anoplophora glabripennis (Asian longhorned beetle), 561 nucleotides long. Its product is annotated as proclotting enzyme-like. NCBI's taxonomy places the organism in Eukaryota, Metazoa, Arthropoda, Insecta, Coleoptera, Cerambycidae. The annotation marks the transcript as partial. The transcript is spliced from 4 exons. Gene Ontology annotation, biological process: proteolysis. Gene Ontology annotation, molecular function: serine-type endopeptidase activity. The record is from RefSeq and is a predicted model, not a curated record.